This is a messenger RNA of Brassica oleracea var. oleracea, 990 nucleotides long. Its product is annotated as 60S ribosomal protein L7a-2-like. The record is from RefSeq and is a predicted model, not a curated record. Lineage: Eukaryota; Viridiplantae; Streptophyta; Magnoliopsida; Brassicales; Brassicaceae. Gene Ontology annotation, cellular component: ribonucleoprotein complex. Gene Ontology annotation, biological process: ribosome biogenesis. The coding region runs from base 68 to 838 and encodes 256 amino acids. The transcript has 7 exons.
UAGUCUCUCUAGCGUUUUAGUUUCUUCUCUCUCUCUCAGGAAUAAACAGUUGCUGUGGAAAUCGGAAAUGGCCCCAAAGAAAGGAGUCAAAGCGGUUACCAAGAAGAAGCCGGAGAAAGUAACAAACCCACUUUUUGAAAGGCGUCCAAAGCAAUUUGGAAUCGGAGGAGCAUUGCCACCGAAGAAGGAUCUCACCAGAUACAUCAAAUGGCCAAAGUCCAUCCGCCUCCAGAGGCAGAAGCGUAUUCUUAAGCAGAGGCUUAAGGUCCCACCUGCACUCCACCAGUUCACUAAGACCCUUGACAAGAACUUAGCAACUUCUCUCUUGAAGAUUCUCCUCAAGUACAGGCCUGAGGACAAAGCAGCCAAGAAGGAGCGUCUUCUCAAGAAGGCUCAGGCCGAGGCUGAGGGAAAGCCUGCUGAAUCGAAGAAGCCUAUUGCUGUGAAGUAUGGUCUUAACCAUGUUACAUACCUCAUUGAGCAGAACAAGGCACAGUUGGUGGUGAUUGCUCAUGAUGUGGACCCCAUUGAGUUGGUUGUCUGGUUGCCUGCACUGUGCAGGAAAAUGGAGGUUCCUUACUGCAUUAUCAAGGGGAAGUCACGAUUGGGAGCGAUUGUCCACCAGAAAACAGCAGCUUGCUUGUGUUUGACAACGGUGAAGAACGAGGACAAGAUGGAGUUCAGUAAAGUCCUUGAGGCUAUUAAGGCAAACUUUAAUGACAAAUAUGAAGAGAACCGGAAGAAGUGGGGAGGAGGGAUAAUGGGAUCCAAAUCACAGGCCAAGACUAAGGCUAAAGAGAGAGUUCUAGCCAAGGAAGCUGCUCAGAGGAUGAAUUAAUCUAUAGUUUUAUAUUUUGCCUUAAAAAGUCUUUUGUUUUAGCUGUUGGGACCCCUCUUUACACCGCCUUGAGUAUCCCCAUAUUUGACUUGGGCUUUAUGGAAUUUUAACUUUUGAAAAGAUUCAGAGUCCAUAUCUCUGAUGAUCUAAAA